ACCUGUGUGACGAUCAGACCCCAUCCAGUCUCGGAAGAAUCCGGGAAAACACAGACUUCACUGUCAUCACUGGGGAACGCGAGAGGAUGCGAAGAUGAGAUGAGCGACUUGAUCGCCUCAAACGCCGCGAUCUCCUCCUCGGUCCACUCCAGAAACUGCUGUAGGUCCGCGCCAGUCACGGGAAGUGGCAGCGUCGCGAGUGCGCGCACCCGUGCCGGAUCAUGCGAGAUACCGUCACCGCUAAUCAUACGACCACACCACAUAGCUUCCUUCUUGAACAGGCAGCUCCUGAUAGCGCUCAGCCGCAGGCCGUACGAGCGAACGCGCUCGAAGCAACUCUGCAGCACAUCGAGCAGAGCACGUACAGACGUGGCAUGUACAAGGAUGUCAUCGAUCCACAGCAGAAGACUAGUGUAUAGCAUGUCAGCGAAGAUCUUCUGCAUCUGGUUCUGGAAAUGA
Phytophthora sojae is the source of this 459-nucleotide messenger RNA. RefSeq lists its product as hypothetical. NCBI's taxonomy places the organism in Eukaryota, Oomycota, Peronosporomycetes, Peronosporales, Peronosporaceae. The record is from RefSeq and is a predicted model, not a curated record. The annotation marks the transcript as partial. The transcript is spliced from 2 exons.